UGCAGUCUGCUUAUGAAAAUUAUUCUAACGAUGUACAAAUUAAUUAAUUAUUAUACACUUUUAAUUUAACCCUUGACCAAUUAAUAUUUAUUUUGUGCUUAACACAAUGAAGUACAGUUAGUUGGAAAGAAUGGACCUUUUCGUGAGGGGUGACUUUAAACUGGUUUGUUUAGUUGCCGAGCCGACAAUCGACAUCAUUGGAAGCAUAAGGAGCAAAAUGUAUUCACGUUAGGCUUCCUUAUCAUUUUUAUUUUCUACCUUUACAAUGGAAGAUGUGAAAAGGGAUCCUCCUUUUUCCAACAAGCUAUACAACUGUGAACGUUGUUCAAAUGCCUCAUUCUCAAGUUUACAACUGUUUGUUGAACAUUUGAGAGCCAAGCAUUGCUCGCAAGAAGGGGGCUCCUUUGUCUGCCGUUAUGGUGACAAUGACGUUUGCUCUUCCCUCCCUGUCGAGGGAGUAAAUGACUUGGACUACGAACGUCACGUUCUCAAACACCAUGCAACACACGGCAAAAGUCACUCUAGGAAAUCUUCUACUAGGAGCGAAGUUUCAGGAGAAAGGUGGACAUUACACACAACUGCUCAAAACUUGCCUGCGGUCCUCAACGAUCCAAAACAGGGCAAACAGAAAGAUUUCUUCACUAAAACAUGGGGUGAUAGUUUUGUUGAGGUAGCAGACAUUCCAGAUCCUCGAUACUUGCCUCAUAUAACUUUAGAAAACUUUCAAGCCUACUUGAAAAAGACUGUAAAGAGACAUCGAAAGCACGCCAGACUAAGCAGUGUUGCCCUCAAACCUCAUUCUCAUGCAGAACUGCUUCAAACAUUCCCCAAUCUUAGAGUCUCCCCCAAGUCUAUAGAAAAGAAUCAGUUCGAUAUAAGUGUGAUUCCAAAAAUUUUCCUGGACAGCAACUUUACGCUAAACAACGUAGAGACGUUCAACACAGUGUUUCCACACCUUGGUCAACUGAGGGUGCUACCUCAGUCGUCCUCGCCUCCGCCUCCCUCUGACUCUGCUAAGAUACUGCAAGAGAAGCUAACCCAUUACCUUGAUAUUGUGGAAGUCCAGAUUGCCCAGCAAGUUUCCCAAAAGUCUGAUGCUUUUUUCCUAGCGAUGACAUCACAUGAUACUCUCAUGGAACAGCUUGGCCACACCAUAUCUAUGGUUCGGACACUUAGGGAGAAGAUUAAUAGUAUAGACAGUGUUUUAGUAAAAGACUCAUUAACAUUAAUUAAGUGUGAACGCACACGGAAAAAUUAUCUUCAGGUAUAUAAUAAGUUGAAGCUGAUGUCCACUGUACUGCAGACCCAGCCUACUAUACAACUGCUGCUGUCUGCACCGGACUAUGUGGCUGCGUUGGACCUUAUCUUUACCACUCAGGAGCUGUUGUCUCAGCAUCUGGCUGGUGUACACAGCUUCAGACAUUUAGGUUCGGAACUCAAUGAGAUGGUGAAGGUGAUUGGGACAUUGAUGACUGGAGAGUUUGAACGCUACGCUACGGCCGACCUCAACAGACCUCUACUGGAGUCUGAAGACCAAGUCCUUCAAGGGGACAAGCUGUCUUGUAUAGUGUUAGGCAUGCUGAGGCGAGGCUGUUUUGACUUCAUCGACGCUUACCAACAAGAGACUGUAUCGGCCAUCAAGGCAGCAGUCAAACAAGCAGUCAUUGAGGUGGUUGCUACUAGUGAACUGGCUCAUAGAGUGAGCGGAGACGCAAGUUUAGACGACCAGUUGAAGGCAUUGGCAACGGAAGAAUGGACGCAACUGUUGAAGAAUGCUGCUACUACUCUACGAAGAUUGGUCCGAAGGGUCAAAGAUAUUUUGUUACAGAAAGCCGCAGAAAUAAUGCAACAUGCUGCUGAUGCAAGUGCAGGGAUAUCUGCUGGACAGAACUCUGAAGAGGCCACAAACAGCAUGCCAGUUACAGACUACUUCUUGACCGCUGCAGACCAUGCCAAGGUCAGUCACAAGUUGAAGCAGUUGCUGUCGUCGACGUGCCAGUACACGCAAGAACGUUGCGCGCAACUGCUCUCGUCCAAGUCAUUAAUCUGGCCUGACGAGAAAUGUCCUACCAUCACAACCGAACGAGAUAAGGAGAACAACAGCUCCAAGUCGUCUCAUUGGCUGGCUGAGAAGGCGACAUUGACUCAACUCAGUGAGUUGUAUCAACAUGUUGAGUUGCUCAGCUGUGAGUGUGAGAAUGUGUGUCCCGAGGCACCAGCAUCGUACCUGCGCUCCGCCUUCCGAUCUCAGGCCAAUAGAUUCAUGCAGAGAUUUCAUUUUGAACGGACAACAAAGUUGUCUCUUAUAUUGGACAGUGAAUCUUGGAAACAGACUGAGGUUCCUGUGGAGUUUCAACAACUCUUAGAUCAAAUCUCGGAAACAGGAAAAUUUUCCCAGACCAGGGAUCAGACUGAGGAGAUUUUGGAUAGAAACCGAAAACCUGCCAAUUUUCUGUUUGUGGAAGGGGAAAAAUUUGCUGUAGUUGGUACUGUAUUGAUCCUAGUCAACAUAGUGGCUGAGUAUUGCGUAAGGGCAGAAGACAUGAGCCUAUCAGCAGCCAACCUGUUAGGCUACCUGGCAGAACUCCUGGCGUUGUUUAACUCUCGCAGUUUCAAGCUGGUGCUGGGUGCCGAGGCUGUGUCUGAGAAGACAGGGUUAAAGAAGAUCACAACUGCGAACUUAGCUCUGGUCCUACGAGCACUGCAGCUGCUUCUGUGGCUCAUCCCUCACAUAAGACUGCAUUUCCAGAGUUUGCUGCCGGAGAGUGCCAAAAUGACUCAGCUGGAGACGGUGACUCGCCACAUCAAGACACAUGUGAGAGAUGUGCAAGACAAACUGGUGUCUAUCAUGGAACCUCUGGUGGUUAAUGAGCUGAAACAUUGGGAGGCUCGGCCACCUGUACCCUCCAAGUCAUUCCAGAACAUCUGCAAGAGGCUUAUGAAGCUGCAUGAAGCCAUCGCCAACAUUCUUCCAGAGAACCAGACUCAGGAUCUGUACAGAACCAUCAACUGUGCUUUCAAGGAUACACUGAGAGAUCAGCUGGCUAGAAUGAACAUUGUGAACAACGGCGGGCCUCAGCAUGGGCUGGUGACGCAGGAAUUGACAUUUUACCUUGAGGAUUUGAAGAGAAUCAAAGUUCUUCCUGAAGAAGAGUUGUGUAUCGAAGCCAUGUCUGACAUUUGGCAGCCCAAGUAUAGAUAAACUCGUAUACUCAGUUAUCAGAUGAAGUCGAUACCCAAGUGUUGUGUUCAAAAUGCCACAAGUUUUCGCCUAAAUUUUACCUUUUGUUACCAAUUUUAUUUGUAGUCACAUAGGGGUUUUUGCACCACUUAUUUUGAAUAUGGCUGUGAAUUAAGGAAUGGUUUUUCAUACUUUUUAUUUAGCCUCCGUUAAAAAAAAUUGCGUAAGUCCUUGGAGCCUAGACGUUCUAACUCAUAAAGCAAUUAAAUAACUUUAAAUUAAAUUUCCAAUUUCACAGUGCACUAGAUAUUUAAAUUACAAUCACUUUGGUAUAAAAAAAAUAUUUUGAGAUGGUAAAAUAACUCUUCAGCGGCUGUUUGAAAUUAACAUUGAUCUUAUGGCGGGCAAAUCCAAGAUGGCCGUUGGCUUCCAUGGACUCCCUUGGAAAACAAUUCAAAAUUACAAACAGCAUUUCUAAUCUCACAGUUUACUAGAUAUUUAAACUAUAAUCACUUUGGUAUUUGAAAUAAUAUUUUUGGAUGAUAAUUAACUAUUCAGCAGCUGAUUGAAAUCAUCCAAGAUGGCCGCUAGCCUCCAAGGACUCU
Macrosteles quadrilineatus (aster leafhopper) is the source of this 3786-nucleotide messenger RNA. RefSeq names its product vacuolar protein sorting-associated protein 54-like. The transcript has 20 exons. Lineage: Eukaryota; Metazoa; Arthropoda; Insecta; Hemiptera; Cicadellidae. The record is from RefSeq and is a predicted model, not a curated record. Gene Ontology annotation, molecular function: syntaxin binding. Gene Ontology annotation, cellular component: GARP complex. Gene Ontology annotation, biological process: retrograde transport, endosome to Golgi; Golgi to vacuole transport. The coding region runs from base 266 to 3202 and encodes 978 amino acids.